GGUUGGAGCUCCUCGGGAAAAGGCCUUUCCAUCCCAACAAGCCAACAGGACAGGAGGGUUGUACAGCUGUGACAUCACCUCUCCAAAUACCCACUGCACGCGUGUCAUAUUUGAUGAGGAGACUGACCCAAAGAUGGAGAGUAAAGAAGACCAAUGGAUGGGUGUAACUGUCCAAAGUCAGGGGCCAGGAGGAAAUGUGGUGACAUGUGCACAUCGCUAUGAGAAAAGGCAGUAUGUAAACACAGUGCAGGAAACCCGGGAUAUCAUUGGAAGGUGCUAUGUGCUGAGCCAGGAUCUCACUAUUAAGGAUGAUAUGGAUAAUGGAGUGUGGAGUUUUUGUGAUGGUCGUUUAAGAGGCCAUGAGAAGUUUGGUUCCUGUCAGCAAGGUGUUGCUGCUACUUUUACUAGAGACUAUCAUUAUAUUGUGUUUGGUGCCCCAGGCACUUACAAUUGGAAAGGGGUGGUUCGAGCAGAGCAAAAGAAUCAGACAUUUUAUGAUCUGGGUAUCUUUGAUGAUGGGCCUUACGAAGUUGGUGAUGAGAGCCGCCAAGAUAAGAAUCUAGUUCCCGUUCCAGCUAACAGUUACUUAGGUUUCUCUCUGGACUCUGGUAAAGGAAUCGUCUCCCAGGAUGAGAUGACUUUUGUGUCUGGUGCCCCAAGAGCCAACCACAGUGGAGCAGUUGUUUUAUUGAAAAAAGAGAAAAAUCAGAGAGCGCUUUCACUCGAGCACAUGUUUGAAGGAGAAGGGCUGGCCUCCUCUUUUGGCUAUGAUGUUGCUGUCGUGGAUCUCAACAGUGACGGAUGGCAAGACAUUGUUGUUGGAGCCCCACAAUAUUUCGACAGAAGUGGAGAUAUUGGUGGUGCUGUGUACAUCUACAUUAACCGUCAAGGCAAAUGGGAAGGAGUAAAACCUAUUCGCUUAAAUGGAACCACUGACUCCAUGUUUGGCCUUGCAGUUGAAAAUGUUGGGGACAUUAAUCGGGAUGGAUAUCCAGAUAUUGCAGUAGGGGCUCCCUAUGAUGGUUUUGGCAAAGUAUACAUUUAUCAUGGAUCCAAGAAUGGAAUAAAUACAAAACCAGCACAGAUUCUUGAUGGUGAAACAACAGACACCAAUUUCUUUGGUUACUCUAUUGCUGGAAACAUGGACCUGGAUAAAAAUUCAUACCCUGAUAUUGCUGUUGGUUCCCUUUCAGAUUCAGUAUCUGUGUUCAGAUCUCGGCCUGUGAUAAGCAUUAAAAGAAGCAUUACAGUACAUCCUGACAGAAUUGAUCUAAAGAAAAAGAAUCCUGAGGACCCUAGUGAAAUAUGGAUGGAUGUGAAAGCGUGUUUUCAAUACACUGCAAACCCCAGUGAUUUAAAUCCAAGAAUAAAGAUCAAUUACACAUUUGAAGCAGAAAACGAGAGGAGGCAGUUGGGCCUGCCAUCUAGGGUGCGGUUUAAAGACCACCUGUCUGAUCAGUUUACUGCAAGUACAACCCUAAGGGGGCAGAACUCAAGAGAGUGUGUGACAACCAAGCUUGUACUGCAGGAAAAAAUUAAAGAUAAGCUACGCCCCAUUCCAAUAUCAGUCAGUGUUAAAAUUGCUGGCCUGGAGUCUAGCUCACCGUCCACAAGAAAAGAGCGAGCACUUCCGGAUCUUAUACCAAUUCUAAAUUCAAAUGAAUCUGAAACAAAGACCACAAAAGUGGAGUUCUUAAAAGAAGGAUGUGGAGAAGACAAUGAAUGUCACAGCAAUCUGAAACUUCAGUACCGGUUUUGCACUAGAGAAGGAAAUGAAGACAGGUUUACUUAUUUACCAAUUGAAAAUGGCAUGCCAGUGCUUGUUCUGAAAGACCAGAAGGAUAUUGCUCUGGAAAUAACAGUGACAAACAAUCCAUCUGAUGCAAAAAAUCCCCAAAAAGAUGGUGAAGAUGCAUAUGAAGCUAAACUAAUUGCAACUUUUCCGGACAGUCUGACUUAUUCUGCAUUCAGGGAGAUGAGAGGUUAUCCUGAAAAACAGCUAACGUGUGGUGCUAACCAAAAUGGUUCUCAAGCAGAGUGUGAACUUGGAAAUCCUUUCAAAAGAAAUUCCAAUGUAACCUUUUACCUGAUCUUAAGUACCACUAAAGUUAAUGUUGAUACAACAGACUUGGACAUUAAUCUGAAGCUGGAAACAACAAGCACUCAAGUUAAUUCAACUCCAAUUACAGCUAGUGCUAAAGUGGUUCUUGAAUUGCUUUUAUCACUCACUGGAGUUGCUAAGCCUUCUCAGGUAUAUUUUGGUGGCAACAUCGUUGGUGAGAGUGCUAUGAAAUCUGAAGACCAUAUUGGAAACCUCAUAGAGUAUGAAUUCAGAGUAACGAACUUGGGCAGACCACUGAAAACAUUUGGUACUGCUUCCCUGGACAUCCAAUGGCCAAAAGAAAUUAGUAAUGGUAAAUGGCUGCUUUAUUUGAUGAAAAUAGAUUCCAAAGGCUUGGAAGAAGUCUCCUGUCAACCCGAGAGUGAAAUCAAUAGUUUGCACGUUGCGGAAUCCCAUAACUCAAGAAGGAAACGAGAGGUUGCAGAGAAGCAGAUUACAGACAGCAAGUCAUUUUCUUUAUUCUCAGAAAGAAAAUACAAGACCUUGGACUGCAAUGUGAAUGCACGCUGUGUGGACAUAAAGUGUCCCCUGAAGGGUUUAGACAGCAAAGCAUCUAUUGUGCUGCGUUCCAGACUGUGGAACAGUACUUUCUUAGAAGAAUACUCCAAAAUGAACUACUUGGACAUUCUUGUUAGGGCUUCGAUCAGUGUUCCUGCUGCAGCUAAGAAUGUUAAACUCACAAAUGAAGUUGCUCAGGUGCGUGUUACUGUCUUUCCUGCAAAACCAGUAGCACUUUAUACAGGAGUGCCUUGGUGGAUCAUCUCGGUGGCUAUUUUUGCUGGAAUACUGAUGCUUGCGUUGUUGGUAUUCUUACUAUGGAAGUGUGGUUUCUUCAAGAGAAAUAAGAAAGAUCAUUAUGAUGCCACAUAUCACAAGGCUGAGAUCCAUGCUCAGCCAUCUGAUAAAGAGAGGCUUACUUCUGAUGCAUAGUAUUGAUCUACUUCUGUAAUUGUGCGGGUUCUUCCAGCGUUCUAGGUACGAAGACAGUGUCCCCCGAUAUCAUGCUGUAAGAAUUCGAAAAGAAGAGCGAGAGAUCAAAGAUGGGAAAUGGAAAGACCUUGAGACAAAACAGUGGUUCACAAAAUGGAAUGAAAAUGAAAGUUAUUCUUAGGGAAAAAUCCUUUUCAUCCACAAAGUUCAGAUAAAGGUUAAGGUUUUCAUUAAUGGAAUACUGAUGGAGUUAGACCUAUGAACACUAUGGACAUUAACCAUUUGAUUGUGGAUAUUACUACUUGUAUUGAGGCUUUUGUUUGCACAGUUAAAAUGGCUUCAACAGACUUUAUUUGCAUUAUUUAAUUUUCAGACUGCCUCUUUCCCCC
This is a messenger RNA of Pterocles gutturalis (yellow-throated sandgrouse), 3441 nucleotides long. It is a transcript of the gene ITGA6, whose product is annotated as integrin, alpha 6. Gene Ontology annotation, biological process: leukocyte migration; cell adhesion mediated by integrin; cell-cell adhesion. The coding region runs from base 134 to 3052 and encodes 972 amino acids. NCBI's taxonomy places the organism in Eukaryota, Metazoa, Chordata, Aves, Pterocliformes, Pteroclidae. Gene Ontology annotation, molecular function: integrin binding. Gene Ontology annotation, cellular component: external side of plasma membrane; integrin complex. The transcript has 25 exons. The record is from RefSeq and is a predicted model, not a curated record.